AUGGCGGCGGUCCCGACGGAAGAGGAGCGCGCGCAGGUGCUGAGCGCGUACAAGGCCAAGGUCAUGGAGCACCGGGAGAUCGAGAGCAGAGUGAAAAACAUGCGAGAAAACGUCAAGACACUUGUGAAGGAGUUUAACAAGACGGAGGACGAUCUCAAGGCUCUGCAGAGUGUGGGUCAAAUCAUUGGGGAAGUGCUGCGUCAACUGGACGAAGAUCGUUUCAUUGUCAAGGCGUCGAGUGGUCCGCGAUACGUCGUGGGAUGUCGCGCAAAAGUGGAGAAGAGCAAGCUCAAGUCGGGCACGCGCGUGGCGCUGGACAUGACGACGCUCACGAUCAUGCGCUACUUGCCACGCGAAGUCGAUCCGACAGUGUACCACAUGCUGAACGAAGACGCUGGCAACGUGUCGUUCUCAAGUAUUGGCGGGCUGAACGAGCAGAUCCGAGAGCUUCGUGAAGUCAUUGAGCUGCCACUCACUAAUCCGGAGCUGUUCCUGCGUGUGGGCAUUAAGCCGCCGAAGGGCGUGCUGCUGUACGGGCCACCUGGUACGGGCAAAACGCUGUUAGCACGUGCACUGGCGUGCAAUAUCAAUGCCACCUUCUUGAAAGUCGUGGCGAGUGCUAUUGUUGACAAGUACAUUGGUGAAAGUGCCCGUGUGAUUCGCGAGAUGUUUGGAUACGCUCGCGACCACCAGCCAUGCGUUAUCUUUAUGGACGAAAUUGAUGCCAUCGGCGGAAGCCGUUAUUCGGAGGGCACGUCCGCUGAUCGUGAAAUCCAGCGUACGCUGAUGGAAUUGCUGAACCAGCUCGACGGGUUCGACGCUUUGGGACAGGUGAAGAUGGUCAUGGCUACAAACCGACCAGACAUUCUGGAUCCGGCUUUGCUGCGUCCAGGUCGUCUUGAUCGUAAGAUCGAAAUCCCGCUCCCGAACGAGGCUUCACGCAUGGACAUUCUCAAGAUUCACUCCGGCCCCAUUACGAAGAAAGGCGAGAUCGACUACGAGUCGAUUGUCAAGCUCACGGACGGUUUCAACGGUGCCGACAUGCGCAACGUGUGCACUGAAGCAGGUAUGUUUGCGAUCCGUGCUGAUCGUGAGUACGUGGUGGAGGAGGAUUUCAUGAAGGCGGCGCGAAAGCUGGCGGAGACCAAGAAGCUCGAGUCCAAGAUGGACUACAGCAAAAUUUAA
Molecule: messenger RNA, 1185 nt
Organism: Peronospora matthiolae
Lineage: Eukaryota; Oomycota; Peronosporomycetes; Peronosporales; Peronosporaceae
Source: the annotation of a GenBank genome assembly